This is a messenger RNA of Stegodyphus dumicola, 2532 nucleotides long. RefSeq lists its product as uncharacterized. Gene Ontology annotation, molecular function: DNA-binding transcription factor activity, RNA polymerase II-specific. The record is from RefSeq and is a predicted model, not a curated record. NCBI's taxonomy places the organism in Eukaryota, Metazoa, Arthropoda, Arachnida, Araneae, Eresidae. Gene Ontology annotation, cellular component: nucleus. Gene Ontology annotation, biological process: regulation of transcription by RNA polymerase II.
ACAAAUUAUGUUUGACGCUUAUGAUUUAAAUAAACCUCCUCCAAAUAAAAUUUCCAAACAUUUCGUGAAAUGGGAAGAAUCAUUUUCUUUAAAUGAUACUGGAUAGUGAUUAAUAUUUUCUAAAUAUACUAUAAAGUAAUAAUUGGCAUAAUAAUAUUUUUAAGGAUACUGCUUUUUUCUGGAUGUGAUGACGGCUGUGAUUCAAAUGAUCACUUUCGGAAUGUUUUCCCGUUGCAGCUAUUUAUUAAAAUCUCACAGAUACCCCUCCUUUAAUAUAUCACAGAUACCCCUCUUCUUUGAAUACGACAGAAAUUGUAAAAUGGGAAUAUAAUAUUGAAUCAUGAGACGGCUUGUUCAUAACCUUUAAGUUAAUCUUCGAGAAUUAUUAAAUGCUGCCCAGAUGCAGAAGUUUUGCAAUAUACAAAACUAUGAGUAUUUGUUUUGAAUAAAAAAGAACAUUUUUCUGUUUGUUGUGAAAACUGUAAGAAAGCCUCUUGUAACACAACUAAUAGGAUUCUUGUAACACAACUAAUAGGAUUCUGAAGCAUAACUUAAUUAGAUAUCAAUCUCCAUGUAUAAGAGAAGCCUACGUUCAUUUACUAUUAUAUGCCAGUUAAGUGUAUAUGCAUGCACAGGUUAUGGAUUUUAAAACCUUCUUGAAACAGGAAUUAAUGGCAAAAGCUAAAAGGAAUUAAUGUCAAAGCAUCCGCAUGCAAUCAAAAAUCUGAAUGAUGAACAUGUAGCAAAUGCUAAACCAUAUGUGAAAGAAAUUACGUGAGUUUGUUGGAGUUUAAUAUGAAUUUCAUGACAUCAGUGCAAAAAGAUAUGUCAACUUCCAUCACAGAGCAACCAUUCAGGAGUGAUACCAAUUCCAGGCCACCUUAUGAUAAAAAUGACUUCAGAAGUCACUCGAGUAAAAGAACGUACAUUUGUGAAAUGUGUUUGAAGUCUUAUACACGAAAAUCUACCUUAAACAAACACAUAGAAAGUCAUACUGGAGUGAUGCCAUAUCAGUGUGAUACAUGUUAUAUGCGAUUUGCACAAAAAAGGCUUUUAUACAGACAUGCACUUAUACAUUCAGGUGAAAAACCACAUGUAUGCGAUUUAUGUAGCAAGUCAUUUUCCCGCAAAGAUUCAUUAAGGAAUCACAUGCUUACCCACAGUAAUGAGAAGCCACAUAAGUGUGAUACGUGCUGCGAGACUUUUGCACGCAAGGACAGUUUAAUUUUGCAUAUGUAUGUACACUCAGGUAUGAAACCACAUGUGUGUAAUGUAUGUGGCCAGUCAUUUGCACGUCGAUCUCAGUUAAAAAAUCACUUCUAUAUUCACACAUGUGAGAAACCGCACAGAUGUGAUAUAUGUGCCAAGUCGUUUGCUCGCAGAGGUGACUUGAAAGAACAUGUGUAUACGCACACAGGAGAGAAACCUCAUAAGUGUAAUAUAUGUUACAAAUCAUUUGCACAGAAAGGUCAGUUAAACAAACACAUGCUUAUCCAUACUGGUGAGAAACCGCAUAUGUGCGAUACAUGCAACAGGACAUUUGCUCACAAAGCUUCAUUAAAUAAUCAUAUGCUAACUCACUCUGUGGUGAAAUUAUAUAAAUGUGAUGUGUGCUCAAAGUCAUUCACACGCAACGAUACCUUAAUCUUGCAUAUGCAUACCCACACUGGUAUGAAACCUCAUGAGUGUGGUAUAUGUGGCAAGUCAUUUUCACAAAAAAGUAAUUUAAAUCAACAUAUGCGUAUCCAUACUUGUGAGAAACCAUACAAAUGUGAUAAAUGUGGUAAAUCAUUUGUACAGAAGGGUAAUUUAAAUGUACAUAUGCUUGUCCAUAGUCAGAGUCGUAGCUAGGGUUUUCAGCGCCCAGGGACAACUGAAGAUUUCGCGCCCCCUACUGGUUGCCAAGGAUGGAAAACAUUUAAUUCUAAAAUGUCGUAACAUCAGUUUGGCGCCCCUUGGAUUCUGCGCCCGGGGACAGAUGCCCCCCUUGCCCCCCUCUAGCUAUGCCCCUGUCCAUAGUAGUGUUAAAUCACACUAGGACAGUUAAACUUCUCAUGGUGACUAUCUUUGAAAUUUGCUAUGAUCAGUUCCUCAGAAUUUAGCUUAUUUUUAAAGAAUACAACACUUCUAAAGCGUUCACCUCCACAGAUAUACAAAAUUGGUAUUUGUCUUCUAUAGCACCUUGGCAGGAGAUAAUGAUGUUGGCACUGUUCAGCCUUAAGAAAGUGCUAUUUGAUGCCAAGUGUUAUAAACAUAAAAUGAAAUUGAUUGUGAUUAGGAAUAAACAAGAAAUUUACAAGUUUUUUAACAUAUAGUUAUAGAAAUUAUUUAAUAUGAGAUUUGAUAUGCUAAAAUAUAGUUAUGGGUGUUGCCGAUUUUUGGAGGUAUAUUUUUGCUGUUUAUAUUGUUGCUACACAAAGCCAAAAUAAGUCAAAGAAUUGCACAAACUUGGCAUUGCGCACUUGCUUGACGUUGUCCAUGUACACAUCGAUCUAUUUUCACUUAAAAAGUCAAAGGAGCAGCAAACAAAAA